UAGUACGAAAAGGGGCGUUUGGUACGGUGUGGUACGGCCCGACACACUCGGUUCCACUCGGCUCCACUCGUCAGGUAGUCUCAGUAGUGCACAGGUAUGCACAGGUGUAAAAUCCCUCAUCACUCCCCAAAACACUGAAUUUCCAUCGUUAUCGCGCCCCCCCGAGCCCCCCAAAACCCCCGAAAAACUCCAACCACCCCCCGAGCCCCGUAAUUCUUCAUAAUUCCCGAAAAUUCACCCUCAAAUUUAAGGUUAAAUACCUCAGUGCCAGCAAACUGUUCACCACAGCAUGACCCUCCCAAAAAAUGAGCCCCAGACGACGCGAAGCGAGCUGAAACCCCAAACCGCGAGCCCCAUAGAAUGGUAAAUUGGGCCUUUGCCGCAGAAGGCCACCCGGACUCUCUCGACCCCCGCAGCCCCCCUCGCCCAGAGGUGGCCAGUGAUGCCCAAGUGGUCCAUCCCACCUACACUCCACCUAUGGGACUGAAUGACGUCACCCCACUGAGUGAUGGGAGUACCGUGACCUCAGUAACGACAAUCGCCGCGACCGAGACUGUUCCCAGCAUUCACAAUGAUUCUCCCCUCAAGAAUGUCGCCGGUAGGCGUGACUUGUCAGGAGACAGUGAUCCCCUAGGUGCGAAGAGUCAGAGUGGUCCGCCAUCCCUAUCGACAGCAGUGUCCAAUGCCCCGGGUGGGACCCCGACUAUCACAUCAGGCCUAGUUCUGGAGGAGAAUUACGAGGGUUUCGGUUACGUCGAGGAGCUGUCGCCCAGUCAGGGCAGCAGCAGCUGCAGCUCAGCGCCAUCGCCUACGAAUGGACAGUCGAGCAACUCGACGAAGACGUUCAACAACAGCCCUGUGGGCACCCUAGGGCGACACACGUGGCUGAGGACCUCCCUGCGACGCACCCCGACCACUGGGAAGAGACAGCUCGGCUCAAAUGCACUAGCCAGCCAACUCUACAGGAGCGGAAGUUUCAACAGCUCUGGGAGGGGCUCCACCUGCGACGCAACUGACGAUAUGUACAGUGACAUUUCGCUGGAGGAUGACGUUAUCGAUCUGAAUCACAGGGUGAGGAUGAUACAGGAGCAGAUGGACGCGCUCGUCGAUAAUCAGUCGAGUUUGUCGAUAAGUUCGGAGAGGUAUGCGAGGGUCAAGGAGGAGAAUGCGACACUGCAGGCGAGGGUGCUGAUGCUGGAGGAGGCGGCCAAGGACGCGGAGGCUAGGAAUGAGGAGAAACUCCUGGGGGAACAGAGGAGGCACAAGGAGUGGAUGGCGAGGCUGGAGAGGGAGAAGCAGCUGGAGCUGGAGAACUGUGGGAUCAAGAUGAAGGGCCUCGAGGUGGAGAACAGCCAGUUGAGGGAGCAGGUGACGAGACUGCGGCAGCAGUUGAAUGUCGCGAGGGAGGAGAGGGAGAGGCUGGAGAAUUCCCUGGAGGAGGCGAAUGCAGUCUGCGAGGGGGCGAGACAGGGGGAGAGGUCGGCUGUGCUGAGGGAGAGUGAGUUGAGAGUGAUGUUGGAUGCUGCGAAGGAGGAGCUGGCGGCGAGGGCGAGGGAUCGGGGGAGGAUUGAGGAGCUGCUGGUGGAGGUGGCGAGGCUCAAGACGGAGAACAAGAGUCUGGAAGAGGCCAGGGAUGAACUCCAGGCGGCGGCUGCUCUGCAGGUGGGGAGGGAACUCCUGUUGUUGAAUCCUACGACUUUGGAGAAGAACUCGAAGAGUCUUGCGGUGGAAAUGUCGGAUGGCUCCAGGGACAGUCUGGAUGGGGAGGGGAAGAAGAGGAGUUUGGGGGAGGUGCUGCAGGCCCUCAAGGAACAGCAGGAGGUCAAUGCUCAGUUGAGGGCGUAUAUCGAUGGGAUUCUGCUGAAUAUUGUGGAGAAUUAUCCGCAGUUGUUGGAGGUCAAACAGCCACAGUGACGUGAGAAGGGAUUUGGGGUCUGUGAAAAGGAAUGAAUGAAGAUUGGGCGCAAUUUUUCUGGGAAUAUCUUUGGCUCGAUGAGUUUAGGGAAAAAACGAAAAAAUGUCUUUUGCAUUUUUUAAACCCAGUCCCUGAGACAUUACCAGAAACUUUAGGAUCCUCUAGAAUUGUGUAAAAGGUAUUAUAUUUGCAAAUUUUUCUGUGAAUCUCUCCGAAACGCAGGGGCUUACCAAGAAAUCAUUAUUUGAUUGAUGAAUGAUUAAUAUAAUGUUAAUUUCAUCCAAAUGAAUUUUUCAAAAUUUUGAAAAAAGGUUUUGGUGAGCCCGAAAGCAUUCACAACCCCAUUGAUGAUAAAAUUGACACAUGUUCAGUUGAAUAAAGUAAUAAAUUAGUAUUGAGUUUAGCUAUUUGAGAAAGUAAUUGCUUUCUUUAUGAUAUAUUGGUCCGUCCUUGCAUCUGAUAAUGAAUUGAUUGUACAUAAUGAUUUUAUUAAUUUGUUGAUAUGAUUAUAGAAAAGAGAGAAUUUGUUGUCAAUUGACUGACGAUUAGACAUGUGAUUCAACCAGUAUCAGCAGCAGUGUUAUUAUUUUUCUAUAAUUGUAUUGUAUUAGGGUAGAAUUGAUUGUAUCGUUAAUUUAUUUGAUAUAAAUAGUUCAGGAUAUUUUUAUGUCACUUUACAUAGAAAUUAGUCACUCUGCAAUGCAUCAGGGGUGUUGGUAGGGUUCAAUUAUGUACUGUAUACAUAGAUAAUUAAUUAGGAAAAAUCAUGGUUCAUGUAUUAAAGAGAAUCUCGUUACAGUGUAAUCUCAUAAUGGUAGAGUAAACAGGGGCAAUUAAUUAGAUUAAUUAUCACUCAUAAUGGAAUGAUCUUUUUAAUGUUUACCGAAUAUGAUUUAGGGAUCUGUCAGGUGUAUGAGGAUUCAUAGAUUGUGACAUGAUAUUUGUUAUAUACUUGAUUCGUCGAUAUUAAUGUAAUAAAUUAUAUUUUUUAAAUAUAAA
Molecule: messenger RNA, 2914 nt
Organism: Diachasma alloeum
Lineage: Eukaryota; Metazoa; Arthropoda; Insecta; Hymenoptera; Braconidae
Gene: nuf
Product: rab11 family-interacting protein 4
Exons: 2
Coding region: 361-1914 (517 amino acids)
Biological process (GO): endocytic recycling; regulation of cytokinesis
Cellular component (GO): endocytic vesicle; cleavage furrow; midbody
Source: RefSeq, a predicted model, not a curated record